CCUCCCGCAGGGCUCCGGCGUGCGCCCGCCGCUGCCCCGCUGCCUGCCUGGGCGCUGGAUGCUGCACCGGGGAGGCCGGAGGAGCUCCGCGGCGGGGGCCACCCCGCGGUACAUGGGAUGAAGGGAGCCUGACACCUGUCUGGAGAGGAGACCCCAGCCCCUGAGGAGCUGCCCACCAUGAGCAGGACACUGCUGGCAGGCAGGAUGCAGCCAGAGAUCCGGAGCGUCUGCGUCUUCCUGCCCACCCGCGAGCAGCUCAGCCUGGCCGUCGGGGUCAAAGCCACUGGACAGGAGCUCUUUCAGCAAGUUUGUGAUUUAGUGAAGAUUAAAGAGCCUCACUUCUUCGGCCUCAGCAUUGUUAAAAAUAAUGAAUAUGUUUUUAUAGACCUGGAGCAGAAGCUUAGCAAAUACUUUUCAAAGGAAUGGAAGAAAGAGACCACCAAAGGGACAGAGAAAUUCAGCCCUCCAUUUGUUGCAUUCUUUAGAGUACAAUACUAUGUAGAAAAUGGAAGAGUAAUAGGCGAUAAGGUGGCACGGCAGCUCUACUACUGCCAUCUCAAAGACCAAGUACUUAUGUCUCAUUGCAACCACAAGGAAGAAAUCUACUUCUUGCUGGCUGCCUACAGCUUACAGGCAGACUUGGGCAACUACAGAGAGAAGGUCCAUGCUGGCAAAUAUUUUGAACCUCAGGCUUAUUUCCCACAAUGGAUAAUUGCAAAGAGGGGGAGCGACUACAUCUUGAAACAUGCCCCAGAGAUGCACCGAGAACAGCAAGGGCUGAGCACGAAGGAAGCGGUGCUGAAGUUCAUUAAGGAGUCCUGCCUGCUGGAAGAUGUGCCUGUCCACUUCUACAGGCUGCAGAAGGAUAAGAAGGAGGAUCGACCGACAGUUAUCCUGGGCCUGACCCUGAGAGGAAUGCACAUCUAUCAGGAGGUGAAUCACGUUCGCCAACUCCUCUAUGACUUUCCCUGGUCACACAUUGGGAAGCUGGCCUUUCUGGGGAAAAAAUUUGAAAUCCAGCCAGAUGGUUUGCCCUCUGCACGGAAACUGGUUUACUACACGGGUUGCCCCUUCAGGUCACGCCAUUUGCUGCAGCUACUCAGCAAUAGCCACCGGCUCUUUCUGAAUAUUCAGCCAGUUUUGAAGCAAAUCCAAAAACUGGAGGAGGCUGAAGAGAAGAAGCGCUACCGGGAGUCCUAUAUCAGUGACACUCUCGACAUGGACCUGGACCCGUGCGACAAGAACUCCCGUGGCAGCGGGAGCAGCGGGGGCAGCCGCAGGGAUAACCGCCUCUCACGCCAGUCCACAGGGAGCCACGGCAGCUCACACACCUCGGGCAUCGAGGCUGACUCCAGGCACCGCGUGUCUGUGGAAAUGUCGGUGGAUGAGCCCUUUGGCAUUGACCGGGUGCAUAGGAAGGAGAAAUCCUGCAGCUCAACCAUCAGCUACGGUAGCUCUGGCAUUGACAGCGGCAGCAAGGGGCGGGCUGAAGAUGACACUCAGGAUGAUGAGCUUGAGCUGGCAGUAGAUGAGCCAGAGGAGAUGCCUGUAGAUGAGCCUUUAGAGGGGGACCAGUUAGAGGAGGCCACUGUGGGAGGAUCUGUUGAAUCCCUGCCUCUAGAUGCUGCUAGCUGCCAAGCUAUAAAUCAGGAAUCUCUGUCUGUGGUGCAAGUCACACUAAUCAAAAUGAGAGGCCAAAGUGUGGAAUCUCUUCACCAGGUCAGAUCGCCCAAAAGCCGGAGCUGCAUGGACCAGCACAGCCAGAGUUUGGAUGACAUCCGCCUGUACAAGCGCCGGCACCCAUCGCUAAGUGCCACGCUGUCUUCAGACACAUCCCACAGCUACACCUUCGGCUGCAGCCUCGAGGAUAAGCUGUCUGUCUACGGCUGCGUGUAUUCCACAGCGGACUGCAAAACCAAGUCUGCUCUUUAUGGGAAGCGAUCCAUGAACUGCCUCUCCUUGGAUCUUCUGGGAGAGGACCAGCUCCCAGAGGAGUUUGUGGUGUAAUGAGAUUGGAGCUCUUCCAUACCAGGAAACAGCUCAUCAUGGAAAUAUAUACCUCAUUAACACAUGUGAUGUCACUCUGGUUCUUGCAGGAGACGGUGAGCGGCUUUGUUAUUCAGCUCUCUAUCAGUAAGUGGCAUCACUUCUGCAGACCUGGCUACAGGGCAAAUCAGUGUAGCACUUAAAACUGGCUUUGGAAGUGUCUGUGUGAGCAGAAAAUGGAAGUGGCCUGCACCCUUGGCAGUGACAUAACCAACAUAAAAACCAAAAAACAGUGGACCAAAACUGACACUGAGCUAGUAAAGCAAACUGUGUCUAAAUGGAUUAAUCAGAAAUUUAAAGUCUAUGUCAUAUUUCUGCCUUUCUCUUGUGGUCCAGGUCUCAAUUUUAGUGUACUGGUAGUUUGGUUGUCUUCACUUUGUGCUGCUGCAACAUUGCCAACAGCUGUCAGGCCAGGAUAUGCUCUUAGCACAUUUGGAGGGCUGUGUAUGGAAGUGUCUGGCCUACUUCAGUUGUAAUGAACACAAAUUGCUUAUUCACUGCACUGGGAGCAAGACCUGGUCUUCCAGGAGUUUCUUCUUUUGUUGUUGUUAUUCUGUUCUAAGCAUCCAGCCAAAUACAAUGUGUGUGGUGGUUUUUUUGGGGUUUUUUUUCUUUAUUGCAACAAAUGGAACUGACUGUCAGCUGUCUACCACUGCUGUGAUGCAGAUUGGUAUUAUAUCGUUGGAGAGAUAGGGAGGAGAUAAAGCAAAUGCCUUGGCUGCUUCUGAAUGUACAGAGGGCAAGAGCAUUAACUGACUGGCUUUUGAAGAGAGGAGUGUGACUGGAGAAUUUGUCCAGGUAUGAUCACCCCUUACUUUGAUUCAUAUUUUAAUGUUCUUUUCUUUGUUUUUAAUAAAUCUGUUCCUUAGAUUUUUUUUUUCCUCUGCUUAGGAGGCAGGUAAGGACUGGAGAAAGUCACCUUGCAAGGACAGACAGAGUGACUGUGUCCUACUUAGUCAUGGAUAGGUCAUGCAAAUGUGUGUGUGUGUGCUGCAGGGCUGAUGAUGGUGGAAGUGUAGGGUGUUUGUGUGCCAGGCCAGAGUACUUGUCUGGUGAUCUUGAGAGUGGUGGAUCUGGCUGGGCUGGCUCUCACUAAGGAAAUAAUCAUAGUUAUGCUGUUUGAUUCAAAUAUUUGGUGUGGAAAACAUCCUGCUACCUUGUUACAUGCAAAUAAAUAUGUUUGAUUUCCUCUCCUCAUCAAUUCCCAGCAUUGGGAAGCUUGUACUUGAAGGCCCAGCUUUGUGCCCAGCUUUUGACAGCCAUCUAGUGUGUUCUGGCAAGCUCUGGAAGCAGAGGAAAACUAUUCUGCUGGUUGGGGGAAGUGUGUGUUGUGCAGUGUUGGUCAUCAAAAACUGAAGAUAGCCAGACUACAACAAGGAAGGUUUGAGCUGCUGUUUUGAUGCUGGGCUCGCAAGCUCAGUAGUUGUCUGGUAAAUUGCAUUCCCAUAAGUCAUCAAAGUAGCAAAUCCAUGAAGUCCAUCGUCUUGCCACUUCUGUGUGUGAUGUAGAGGCCAUGCAGGUGCAUCUGCAUUUACUGAAGUCGGCAUCCUCUGGGAUGAAUCUACCACCAAACCCAAGCUGUGUGCACUGUAGCCAUGACUUAAUUGACUGGUGCCCUCUUUGAUCCCACUGUUCUUUCUUUUUGUAAUCAACGAUUAGGAGCUGUGUGUUCACUGUAGCUUCUUUUCCUUUGUUCCAAACCAAGCCGAAAUGCCUUUGCGCAAAAUACUUGAGGUAUGUUUACUGCAUGCAAAAUAAAUUCUUCUAAAUGGAUCUAAAUGGGUAAAGGAAAUCAAGCCUCCCACUGUCAGUCAGUCCCUGUUACCUGGGUCUUGUUUGGCUGUAAGCCACGGGAGAUGGGCAUGGCCAGGAUUCAGGAGGCCAGUGGCUGUACUACAGGGAGCAGCCUUGCAGCAGUGCCUGUCCACAAAAAAGAUGAGGAGGAGGUUUGGAGUGAGGACCCUGCUAACCUGUUGCUUUCCCACCCAUGCCGAUUUACAGUUACUUGUGGUUCUGGGAAUGAUUGUUAACAGGGAAAAAAGGUCAAAAUUCUGGUUUUAUGUGGUUAUAGUUGUUUGGAAAAGUAUCAUAAAAUGCAUGUGCACCAUGUGCACCCUUCUCUCAAAGACAAUCACAUUCAUAUCUGCUUCAGCCUAAGUACAUCACGGAAGUGUUUAUUGCCACCAGGCAGCUCACUCUUCUGGUUUUGCAGUUAGCAGGCAUGCAAAGGAUUUGGUGAAGUGCUGGAAUCCUGCUGCCACUACUUAAAAAAUGCACCAAUGCCUGAAAACGGUGUAACUGACUCUUGCAUGAGCAUCCACUGCCUUGUACAUUCCUGGGGGAUUAUUUUAUUUAUUCAUGGCUGGUAGGGAAGGCAAACUCUACAGGUCUGACCAUCUUCUCUCCGUGGUCUGUGCAGCUCCCUCCAGUACUGUAAGUGACGUACGCAUAUGAAGGGGAGACCAGACACUUUUGUGUAUAGCCUGAGAAUGAAUCGAUAUCUUACGAGCACUGUGAAUAUCUAUUAUGCAACUUUUGUAUUUGUAUUAAAAAAAAAACAAAACAAAACCACCUGUUUCUGCUAGUAAUACAUUUAUUUUUUGUUUGGAUUUAGAAGGUCUCUUAUUUUUGGGUUUGAUAGUUUGGUAGACAUUGGUGUGUAAGCAUUUAUCAGCUGAUGUUAGAAACUAGCUGCCAAUAUUUGUACAUAUUUGUAAAAUAUUCAUGUUAUAAUCACUCUAUUUUAAUGGUAAAAGUUUAUCCUUUCCAUGAAAGGAUUUUCUUGUUUAAAAUAAAAUAUAAAUAAUUAUAUAUACACCUGCAAUAAAGUAUGGAUAGAAAAAA
This is a messenger RNA of Parus major (Great Tit), 4890 nucleotides long. RefSeq names its product FERM domain containing 1 (gene FRMD1). Gene Ontology annotation, biological process: positive regulation of hippo signaling. The transcript is spliced from 14 exons. Bases 178 to 2007 code for a protein of 609 amino acids. Gene Ontology annotation, cellular component: cytoskeleton; cytoplasmic side of apical plasma membrane. NCBI's taxonomy places the organism in Eukaryota, Metazoa, Chordata, Aves, Passeriformes, Paridae. The record is from RefSeq and is a predicted model, not a curated record.